AUGACGACAGGACUUCCAUCAUCCAUGACAUUUGGCGAAGAAGAAGAGCCAGAUUUUUUAAAAAAAUUGGCAGAGAAGGCUAAAGAGCAACCACUUGUCCCUAUCGGCUCUAUACUUACGGCUGGUGCUGUGGUGUUAGCCGCAAGAUCAAUGAAAAGGGGUGAAAAGAUUAAAACGCAGAGGUACUUCAGGUACAGGAUUGGAUUCCAACUAGCAACCUUGGUUGCUUUAGUCGUCGGAGGUAUGACUUUCGGAGUAGCCACCCACGAUCAAAAGAAAUCAAAGGAGGAGAAGUUGAGGGAAAAGGCCAAACAAAGAGAGAAGUUGUGGAUUGAAGAGUUGGAAAGGAGAGACGCCAUUAUUCAAGCCAGAAAGGAAAGAUUGGAACAAUCAAGAAAAGAAUUGAGGAACUUGGCUCAACAAGGGUUUGACAAUGAAAAGGAAAGUCAAAAAACAGACAAAACUAAUUCUGAAAAUUAA
Messenger RNA from Lodderomyces margitis, 480 nucleotides. RefSeq lists its product as uncharacterized. Gene Ontology annotation, biological process: mitochondrial respirasome assembly. The record is from RefSeq and is a predicted model, not a curated record. NCBI's taxonomy places the organism in Eukaryota, Fungi, Ascomycota, Pichiomycetes, Serinales, Debaryomycetaceae. Gene Ontology annotation, cellular component: mitochondrion. The transcript has 2 exons. Bases 1 to 480 code for a protein of 159 amino acids.